Molecule: messenger RNA, 784 nt
Organism: Amoebophrya sp. A120
Lineage: Eukaryota; Dinophyceae; Syndiniales; Amoebophryaceae
Source: the annotation of a GenBank genome assembly
AGCUGUGGGCAUCGCACUGCAUCUCAAACAAAGAGCAGUAGACUCCAGCACGAGAAGAUGGCGCAGGGAGGCGGAGGCGGGAGGAGGAAAAUUGCCGCGGUGGCUUCCUUCCUUGCGCAUACUUUGUGAUGAUCAGGACAGGCGCCGCAGCCCUUGAAGCGGCCACUGGCAUACCCACGGCCAGCCGCCUACGGGCCGGGCUGUGGCGCGGGCGGUAGCUACGGCGGGCACGGACGGCGGCGCAACGUCGGGCCGGUCGUUGGGCGAGUGAUUCGGCAGCCGCAAAUUUCAAAAACGGCGCGAAUCGAAAGAAAGCGCGGAGCAAGCGACGGGGUACGCCGACAGCCCAGCAAGGUGCAAACAUCGAGCAGCCCAGCAAGCGACGGGGGCGAGCUGCCCAGCAAGGUACAAAUAUGGACAGGGCUGCCGACCCUCCUCGCCCCGCCAGCCUGAUGCGGCCCGUUCUGCCAUGGGCCCCCCGCGUGGCCCGCUUGGGGUGUGGGGCUCUGCCUCGGGCCGCGCCUGCAUGCCUGUAGGCGUGUGGCCUUUGGUUGCGUUGUGGCUGGCGCAACAUGGCGCCCCCUCCGGCGUCGGCCGCCGCCCUUCGUGUUCCGCCGCUUCGCCGGCCUUUUUGGCCGCCCGCCGCGGUUACAGGGGCCGCGUGCCCGAGGGCGAUUUGGGCCCAGUAAGUGCGCUCGCGUCUCCGCCCGACGCCGAUCGCACGGCCCUGAUUCUGCCGCAGCGAGCUAGUGUGCGUGGCGCGCCGUCUACCUGGUGUAGCUAG